UCCGGAGGGUGGAGGGGCCCGCCGAGCGAGAGGGCCAGAGGGAGUCGCCGGCGGCGUUCCGGGGCAGGGAAGCAGCCCGGGCUGACCUUGGGAAGCGACCUGCGGCGGCGCAGGCUGAGGGAGAGCGGCUGGGCAGGUGAGGGAGCUGCCUGUAACCCCCCAGGCCAGUCCGAGGACUAUGCUCACGGCUCCUUACUCCCUCAGCCAUGGAGAGUCCCAUGUUCGACACUGUCCUGGAGACGACAGAUGGGGUGACCCCUGACCCCAGCUGGACCCUGCCCUACCCACUGGGCUUCCAGGUCUCACUGACGGGCUUCCUAAUGCUGGAAGUUGUGCUGGGUGUGAGCAGCAACCUGACCGUCCUGGUCCUCUAUUGCCUGCAAGCUGGCCUAGUUGACUCGGUCAGCAACAUGGUGACCAUGAACUUGCACGUGCUGGACGUGCUCAUCUGCGUGGUGUGCGCGCCACUCACCAUGGUGGUGGUCCUGGUGCCCCCGGACCGCGCUGCCACCUUGCUGUGCUGCUUCCACGAGGCUUGCAUCACCUUCAGCAGCGUGGCAACGGCCACCAACGUGCUGGUGAUCAGCCUGGACCGCUAUGACAUCUCCGUGCGGCCAGCCCAGCGCGUGUUGACGCCGGCCCGUGCCAUCCUGCUACUGGCUGGCGUCUGGGUGCUGUCCCUGGCGGUUUUCUUCAUCCCUUUCCUCGAGGGCGAGUUUGGCCACGCCGACAAGUGGCAGAACCGCACCGUGCUCUGCGUGGGCCCGAAGGAGUUCCACGCCGAACUCGGCACCUCCUACCACCUGGCCAUCCAGAUCCCCACUUUCUUUGCCGCUGUGGCUGUCAUGCUUGUGACCUACGCCAAGAUCCUGCAGGCUCUCAACAUCAGUAUCGGCAGCACCUUCAAGCGCAGCCAGCGCCGCAAGACCAAGAAGAGGAAGCGGCGGAAAUCGGCCGAGACGAGCUGCAGCCUGCCCAGCGGAGGAGAGGCCAAGCGGCUUUCUCAGCCGGUGUCUGCCCUUUCCGCGCAGCCGCCGAUGGGAGUGCAGGCCUCGGUCUCGGUGAUAGCGCUGCGGCGAGCAGUGAAGCGUCACCGUGACCGGAGGGAGCGCCAGCGGCGCGUUUUCCGCAUGUCUCUUCUCAUCAUCUCAACCUUCUUUUUGUGCUGGGCACCCCUCUCUGUUGCCAACUUACUUAUCCUGUGCAGGGGACCCGGCCCUUUGCUGGGGAAGCUGCGGAUCUGCUUCCUGGCCAUGGCCUAUGGCACCACCAUCUUCCAUCCCCUCCUCUAUGCCUUCACCCGCCAGAAGCUGCGCAAUGUACUCCGUAGCAAGCUGAAGAAGCGGGUGGUGUCAGCCCUGCAGGUAGACCCUGCCCCCGGUGGCACCGUCAUCCACAACUCGUGGGUGGAGCCUCCGCGCAAGAGCUGCAAGGGCCGCCCACGGGGCAGCGAUGGGGCCGAGCACUGUCUGACUGAGGCCACUAAGGAGUGAGGUGCAGUUGCCGGGCCCUGAAAAUGGCUUCUGGAAGAGUUUGGGUGUGUGAACUAGUCACUGCCCUCGUCCGAGUUGGUGAAUAGUGAGUGCCAGACAUUGGAAAGCAAAGGGCAGGGGCUGAGACCUCAUCACGGUCACCAGAAACUACAAAACCGGUGCUAAUCCCUCAGCUGAAGCCACUGAAGAGGGUGAGCAGUGUUUUACCAAGGAGUGAGGGCCAGCCAUAAACAUCUCAAUGAAACCCUAACAAUUUCAGUGCAGGGGGUGACACUGAUUCCUAAUGAGGGUCCCCAACGGGCCUCCCGUAGCCAACGCUGAAGCCACCCGACUGACUGAGGUGAAAGAGGAAGGCUCAGGGCUUCCCGCCGAACAUGUUGGCCAAAUUAUCACACUAAGACCCACAAUUCUUACUGCUACUAUUUAAUGUUUAUAUAGUGCCAACCGUUGUGCUAGAAAUCCACUCAAGGCCAGACUAGCUACAUGUUGGGUUUUCAGUGUGGGCAGCUCCCAGUGAUUUAAAAAAAAACAACACGCUUUGAAGGCCCACAAGGGCCUGCUUUGAAUUGGGACCACAGUGUGUGGGGAGAAAGGCACACCAUUUUCCUGACCUGAAAUGGUCCCAGGUAGCCACUGUUUAACUUGCUGGGCUAAAUGUACGGACACGCUCAAGUUUAGUUCAAAUGGGCAAAUAGCUCCCUAAGGCCAUUUCCGAUCAAUAAACCGGUGGGGGAGCACGACUUAAAGCCUCUGUCCCUGCACACUGCAGAACUAAUCCAAAUCAGCCUCCCUUCCAUGUGCCUUAAAAACUGCUUUUUUCAAAAAUCACUGGCGGUUGUGAACACAACUCACCGCACACGGGUGUUGGAUGAGCACCCUGGAUACUGGGCUGUUGAGUCCUUGGAGCUCAAGGGAGCUAUUCACUGCAACAGCCUCUUAGUUCUUGAUUAAGUACAGGACAGCUGGCACAAACUCUCUUGUCUGCUGAGGGAGGAGAAAGGAGGACCGGAAGGCGUUUAUGGCUGGUGUGUCUGUAGAAAAGGGCUGGAAUUAGCAUGAGCCUCACCCAUACCUUGCUCCUCUGGCAUGGAGGUAUUCCCUCCAGAGGUUAGGCAAACCCUCUUCCAGAAUGUCAGAUCCAGAACCUGCUCAGGAUUUCCAGACAGCGGGGGUGGUUUCCCACUCCCUCCUUCCAAGUACUGGAGCCUGGGAUCUAUAAUCUUCCACAAAUGCUAUCUCACACAUCCAUGUCAGGACCAGUAUCCUAACUCGCUGUGCUAAGGCACUUGCUGGCAAUCAUUUCCCUAUUCGUUUCCCCCAUUGCUGCAUCAGUUCUGCUGUGUUUGGGGGUUUCACCUCUCUAUGGAUGUCUCUGGGAACAAGGGAGAGAAAAAUAGACAUCUCUGAGGAACUUCCUUAGGGGAAGUGACAUCUUUGCUGUAGCCCAUAGCAUCCCUGUUCAUCAGUCCUUGGCCCGAGGGCAGACAAAUCCUGACUCUGUCCUCACAGCAAGGAGCAUAGGCUGCAUGUCCUGGGAAAACAAGAGUCUUCCUGACAGACUUCCCCUUCCAACAGCAGAACUUGAUGGGACCCUUUUAUAUACACGUUCUGGAUAACAACAGUGUCUCUGCUAACAGGUUUAGGGUGUUCUGAAUGGCGGGUGCAAAAGCUUGGGAUUGGGUUUGAUAAAGUUGACGGCUCCUUGACAGAACUAUUUGAGGACUCUUCCAGUGUAUUUAGUGCCGAUGGACAACAGGGUGACAGUGAAUGACUUGUGUGUCCGCUUUUUAAUGGAGAUUCUUUCAGAGUUGAAUUCAUCCCCUAGCCAGGAGGUAGUAUACAAGUUGCAUUUAUCUCUUCCCAAGGCUGCCAUAAAGCAUCCGUGUGUUCAAGCAUACACUUGCAAAUUUCCCAACGCUGCAAGGGAGCCCAAGAUACCUCCCUCCACCCAACCAUUCAUUUCUGGGUUGUUUAAUGGAAGGAAGAGAGCUGGGGUCUAGAAACCAGUUGCAAGCACUCCCAAAAGUUGCCUGGUAGUAAUCCUAGCAACUGCCCAUCUCCUCCCUUCCUCCUUCAUGACCAUCUGCAAAAUGGCUGAACAGUACACUGAGACGUUGCUGGGCGAACAGCCUUCCCUCACUCUGCCCUCUAGAAUGGACCCCAGAUUCCUCUGGAUCUUCAGCAACGAUCAGUAACGAGCGGGGUUAUGAGUAGAAAUUUCCAAACACCAACGUAAUUUGGGAGGCCAGCAAAGCGUUGAGAGUUUUGCCUGGUAGCUGACAGGAAUUAUCUCACCUCGGAAGCCCUUGACGUGGAAACUGUCCUGUAUGGCAAUAUACACACGGGCAUUCAGACACGCAAGCCACAAUUUCACGCCCUUUCUUCACCCCGAACCCACCCGUAGGUUAUCAACAAAAGACUCGUGUCUUCCUCACCUGUUCUGUAUGGCAAAAAGCAAAUGAACUGGCUGACGUAAAUAAUGGUGCCCAGCCUGUGAAAGUGCCUGGAUUCCUGCUGCUGGGAGCUGAAGGGGAUCCCACAGCGGCCUCCCCUCCCCCCUCCUCUGUGUAUAUCUGUGUACUCUAGCGAUAGAUGUAAUAUUCUGAAAGUUGUACUGCAGCCAGUUAAAGGCAAUAAAGAGCUGGUGAGUUACA
This is a messenger RNA of Sphaerodactylus townsendi, 4147 nucleotides long. Its product is annotated as G-protein coupled receptor 22-like. The record is from RefSeq and is a predicted model, not a curated record. Gene Ontology annotation, molecular function: peptide binding; G protein-coupled receptor activity. Gene Ontology annotation, biological process: G protein-coupled receptor signaling pathway. Gene Ontology annotation, cellular component: membrane. Lineage: Eukaryota; Metazoa; Chordata; Lepidosauria; Squamata; Sphaerodactylidae.